Messenger RNA from Symphalangus syndactylus (siamang), 532 nucleotides. RefSeq lists its product as uncharacterized. NCBI's taxonomy places the organism in Eukaryota, Metazoa, Chordata, Mammalia, Primates, Hylobatidae. The record is from RefSeq and is a predicted model, not a curated record.
AUGGGAUGCAUCCACCACUCAGGGGCCUGUGGGAGAUGUCUCUUGAAAGAACUGGAGAACCUUGAGGACCACACUCUCCUGCUGGAAAAGUGCCUGAGGAAGCUCCCUGGGGAGGGCAGCUCCCACCACCUUCCACGCGAAGAACGCCCAGGGCCAGUGUACAAACGAGCACCUGCUAGGAACCACCAGCCAUGUGGGGGGUGUGGGAAAGCUUCUCCUACCAGCUUGUCCCCACGGGCUCCCCCGGCUCCUCUGGCCUCCACGCUGUCAUCAGUCCCGAAGGCUUCUGUAGGGUGCUUUGAGUCUCUGUCAUCCCUGAGCUCCUCCAAGCCACCAGAGCUUUUGUGUCCCCUGAAGCAUCCUUCACACCGGCCACCUGCGAGCACCCUAUCACCAAACCCAGAAUGAAUUCUCCCCUCCCUGGCUUUUGUGUUCUGUUCAGGUCUUUGAUGGAUUGUAGGGUCCACCCACACUGGGGAAGGCCAUCUGCUUUGCAGAGUCCACUGGUUCAUGUGUUAAUCUCACCUAGAAC